AGCAGCUUCUGAAUGACUUGGAGAUCCAAACAGCUCGGAUCAGCACCAAGCAGGCGGCGGAACUGAGCCACUCCGAAACUGUUGAAGAUGACAAAAGAAAAUGUGACGGAUGUUGCUUCAGAGGAAGAGCACAAAGAGCUCCAGGAGCAUCAGCCAGCAGAGUUCCAGAGCCCGGUACUAGAGAGACGCAAGAAACCUGUUGUUCACCCAUCUGCCCCAGCACCACUGCCCAAGGAUUAUGCCUUUACAUUCUUUGACCCAAAUGACCCGGCCUGCCAAGAAAUCCUGUUUGACCCACAGACUACCAUUGCUGAGCUCUUCGCUAUCAUCAGACAGUGGGUCCCCCAGGUGCAGCAUAGGAUCGAUAUCAUCGGAAGUGAGAUUCUCAAGCGAGGUUGCCAUGUGAACGAUAGGGAUGGACUGACCGACAUGACUCUAUUGCACUACGCCUGCAAGGCAGGAGCCCACGGAGUUGGGGAUCCUGUGGCUGCUGUGCGCCUGUGCAACCAGCUGAUUUCUUUGGGAGCUGAUGUCGGACUCCGUAGUCGCUGGACCAACAUGAAUGCCCUUCACUACGCCGCCUACUUUGAUGUCCCAGAGAUAGCCCGGAUCCUCCUGAAGGCUCACAAAUCGAAAGUGCUGAACUCCACCUGCAGUGACUUCAAUCACGGAACAGCCCUGCACAUUGCAGCUUCUAACCUGUGCCUGGGAGCUGUAAAGUGUCUCCUUGAGCAUGGGGCUAAUCCAGCGGUCAGAAAUCGGAAAGGACAGGUUCCGGCGGAUGUGGUCCCUGACCCGAUGGACAUGACGCUGGACAAAGCUGAGGCUGCCAUGGUUGCCAAGGAGCUGAAGCAGCUGCUGCUCGAUGCGGUACCUCUGAGUUGUAACCUUCCCAAGGUCACCCUACCAAACUAUGACAACAUCCCUGGGAACCUGAUGCUCACCUCAUUGGGUCUCAAACUCGGGGACCGAGUCACCGUGGAUACAGACAAGGCUGGAACGCUGCGAUUCUGUGGCACCACUGAGUUUGCCAGUGGACAGUGGGUUGGCGUCGAGCUAGAUGAGCCCGAAGGGAAGAAUGAUGGCAGUGUUGGAGGAAUAAGCUACUUCAUUUGCCCUCCGAAACAUGGUUAUUUUUCCCCAGUGUCUAAAAUCAGUAAAGCUCCCGAUCAGACCCCGUCUUCUGUAACCUCGACACCUAAAACUCCCAGAAUGGAUUUCUCUCGAAUGACAGGGAAGAUGAAGAAAGAUAAAAAAGCCUUGAGAAGGAAGUCCUUGUCAGUGGGAAGCCUUGAUCGAGAAGGUGUGAAGAUCGAGAUUGGAGACCAAGUGUUGGUUGCGGGUCAGAAACCAGGAAUAAUUCGGUAUUACGGUAAAACAGACUUUGCUCCAGGGUACUGGUACGGUAUCGAGCUGGACAAGGCGACUGGGAAGCACGAUGGCUCAGUGUUUGGUGUCCGGUAUUACACCUGCUCUCCAAAAUAUGGCGUGUUUGCCCCUCCUUCCAGGGUGCAGAGGAUUGGUGGCCCUAAGGGACCCCCAGGUGAUGGGACCGUUGGCAAAAAAAUUCACCAAGUAACAAUGACUCAACCCAAGAGAAAUUUAGCAGCUGUGAGGACUCCCAAAGACAUCACAUCAGAGAGCUCCAUAUCCAGAUUACUGUUCUGCUGUUGGUUCCCCUGGAUGCUGAGAGCAGAAAUGCAGUCGUAAAAAAAAACCUUCUCACCCUCCUCCUCGGACUCUACUCUUCCUCCUCAACUUGGUUCUUUAUUUGUGCUUUGGAGAAAGACUGCCAAUCACAAUCUUAGAUACUAGUUCAGCUAGAUGCAGUCAUAGUUGAUUCUAGUGCCUUGUACCUUAAUUAAAUAUCCCCGCAUUUCACAGUAGUUUAAAUAGAUGAGAUAACCUUUCCUUUGAUACUGAUUGAAAGAUAUAUAUAUAUAAAAUUAUAUAUAAAUGAACGUAAAGAUGGUUUGUGAUUCCUAUCUGUUUGAUUGGUAAAAACCAAAGGUGUGUUUACUGUCAAAAUUAUGACCUGAACCAUGAUACUGAGAACAUGCGAACUUCCCUGUGCAGUGAAAUAUGUGUCAUGUUGGUUUAUCAACUGCUUUGCUGUAUAUUAGAGUGUUAAGGGAUGUAAAUUGUAUUUGCGAUUUCAUGAGACUGGUCAGGAAGAAUAAGUUAUUGAGUGCUUCAGUUAAUGCCUGAUAGGAAUAAAUAGAUAAAAUGCUGUUGAAGUAAAAACCAAAAAUAAAGUUCAGGAAAAAUUAACAUAUGCACCACUGCUUAGGAUUUCAAUAAUUCAUUCCUCAUUUUCUCAUCUCCCCAUAUCUUGAAGUCUGGUUUAACAGGUGAGCCUCAACAUUGAUUGGGGACAUGUCAUUAAACUACCAGGGGCAUCACAACGUAAGCCAGUCCGAGCUGAACUCCACCAUAUGGCGUUUUAGGUAAGUGUGUAAUAUUAAUGAGUGGUGUUGCACCAACCUCAACUCCACUGACAGUUCCCAAUUUCCCCCACUCCCCCUCAACCAUCACUACCAUCACCAUCAUUUCCUGCAGGUAUGAUUGAGGACAGCCAUCUUGGCAAGACCUGAGAGCAAAGGACUGCUAGGUUCUGGGAUGGGAAACAUUUCAUUUCUUCUUUCAUCCUGAUCAUUUGAAAUUGGAUGAAGAUUAAUUGGAGACUUCAUUUGGAGUUAUCCAUCUUCUAUCUGGAUGAAAGCUUCGCUGUGGUGUUAUUAUUGAGGUUGAAUGUUGUAACAGUUUUCAACAUUAUUUAAAUUUAAUUUGCACUAAUCUUUUCAAUCCCUAAACCCAUUUGUAUUCUCCAGCCUUCUCAGUAGGAUUUGAUUUGCAGCAUCUUUUACAAUGGGGGGAGGAGGGGAUUAUCUUUUAUUUCAAGGUGAAUUUCAUCCCUCUAUUUCCAACUUUUUCACCCUCAUAUUCAGCUUCCAACUGACCAGAAGCCAGCACUCUUUAUGAAAUGGGCUUGUUGGUCUCAAUUUGGGUCUCAGGGUGAAGUACCUCAAGCAAGAACUGCUCCUGGCUUGGUACUAAACUUUAUAAGACAGGCCAGAGGAUGGCCAAUACAGUGAGGGUUGGAAAAGAGGGAGCUGGAUGUUGUAUCUUAUCCAUGGUCCUCCCAACUCUGUCUGCACUUGCUACUGACACAGAGGUAGUUACUCAAUCCCCAGCACAAGGAUUCCUCACCUUGAUCAGAGCAAUAGGAAAUAACUGAUUGAAGGUGUGGGAAAAAGGGAAAAUCGUCAAGCAGGAAAUCUUUCUUUGCUGUCCACAUACCCAAGCAGCACUCUGCUUGGAUUUGGGAUUGCUGCCUGUCAGGAAAAAUUCAUUGGAGAGCAGAGUGUUCUCCGUUGGAUAACCAGGUUUCAGCUUAGAAGUGAAGACGGGGUCCUGAUCUCUGGUUAACCAAGGACACGCUGAACGUCAAAGUCUCUAAAUGCAACUUCAGAAAACAUCUGGUAUUUUGUCUUCCAUAAUUCUAACAGUGAGCAAAAAAAACCUGUAUCAGAAACCUGAAAACAAAAGAUCUGAGAGAACACAGUUAGCUUCUGGACGUUGCCUCAUUAGCAGCCAGAUCUGACUUAGAUUUUCAGGUCAGAUAGCCCAACAUUUUGGAAAUUGGAAACCAGACACCUAAAGUCUUCAAUUGUGUUUUUUUUAAAAAGGUUGAUUCAUAUCAUUACAGAACCUUGUCAUGUGGGAGCUUCUGUCAAACAACCUUUUAAAGAUAUUUCACCUGCAGCAAGGUGGUUUUGAUUUGUGGGUGCCAGUGACUGACUGCGAUCUUAACAAAAAAUGUCACUGAGAUCCAGGAAUCUUCCGUUAUAAAACCAGAAAUUGACAUUUCAGUUGCACUGAAGCCUAGGGUCUCAUUUAAAGUUCAGUGGGUUUUGUUUUGUAGAGGCCUCUUGUGGUUUAUUUUAAUGUUUUCACUGAAUCACAAGAAGUGAUCACCAACAAAACUCCUCCCGCAUCAGAGUUUGGUUCUGACAUUUCAGUCGGCUUUGAUCAUUGGCACUGAGAAGGUAAGGGCCCCAAGCACGGGGGGCCUGCUCCACCCAGUCAUGGUCCUCUCCUCUAUUUUGCUCCAUGUUUAGUUUUAAAUGUCAACAAAGCAGUAACCUAGCAGUUAAAGAGCAAAGCUGCUGUAAAUGUGAAGUGGACGCUGGAAACACAAGCCACCUUUUCUCUGGACUUGUUACUUUAAUGUACUAAUCAAUGUAAAAAAGUCUUAUAUUAAUAUGUGUGAGAGAGUGAGUGUGUCGUGGUAAAUUUGGCAGCUAUAAGAUUGGAUUUUUUUUUAAAAGAAAAGAAAAUAAUGUGAAAAGAUGGAAGGUGAAUUAAACCGAACUCAUGAACAGACGUGUAGCGAGGAACAUUGGAAAUUCCUGAUGUUUUAUAAAUGUGCUAUAAGUACAUUGAGGUUGGUGCUAAAAGUUUUUUGUAACAAGAUUGCUGGAUUUAUUCCUCUGAAAUAAGCAGAAAGUCAUGUGUUUUAUUAAUCCCCUUGAUUCUAUUGUUAAUUAAUGUAAAUCUUAAGGAAUUUCUUUUGCCCCUGAGAAUAAUGAUCGUGGAAAUGUGUUCGUGUUUAUGAUAAGCUGUCCCUUCUCUUGUUGCCCUCUUCUGACUUCACCCUCUUCUUACUGUACCCCUCUCCUCAUCGCAUUAUCUCCCUUUCCCUCUCCUUUGCCUGCUCCCAUCCCCUUCUUCCACCUGAGUCUCCCUUAUCCCUUUCUCUCCCCUAGCCAUCCCCCUCUUUCACUGUCAAAGUUGUUGCAAAUACUUCUUUUAUAACAAAACCAUGGAUCUCAUUGAAAAUUCAGGCAGGGCUUAAUGGACUAGAUGUAGGAAAGAUGUUUUGCCUGACUGUGGAUGAGGGUGUUACAGCAAGGGGUUGCAUUUUUUGAGAUAUGGAGUAAACCAUUUAGGACUGUAUACAAGGAAUGAUUUCACCAAGAGUGGUGAACUUUUAGAAUUCUCCAGCACAGAAAAUGUUGGUGGCUAAGUUACUGACUACUGUAUGUUAAACACAGAAAUGGAUAGACUUUUAGAUACUAAAGGCAUCAAGGAGUAUGGCUAGAGAGCAGGAGUAUGGAGUUGAGAUAGAAGAUCAGCCUUUUUUUAAUUGAACGAGUGGAACCGGCUCAAUGGGCUAAAUGGCCGACUCCUCCUCCUGUGUUUCUAUGAUUCUAAUCUCUCGAAGUUCCCUUCAGUGAAGUCAAACCAUAUUAAAACGUAUUAUGUUCAUGUGUGGCGAAAGUGAGGACUGCAGAUGCUGGAGAUCAGAGUCAAGAUUAGAGUGGAAAGGGCUGAUAAAGGGCUUUUGCUGGAACGUCGAUUUUCCUGCUUCUCGGAAGCUGUCUGACCUGUUGUGCUUUUCCAGCAACACUCUAAUCUAGAUUAUGUUCAUAUGUGGGAUCAGUGCUGUCUGUAAUUACUCCAGCUAUGUACUUUCACAGAUGACCUUGUCCCUCCAUAAUAAUUCGAAAUGUAUUUAUAAUUGUAACUGAUAUUACCUUAGCUAAAUCACAAACACUAAUUUUAUUAUAAUUUAUCAUGGUGUCAUUGUAGAGCUUCCUGUGUGCUAAUUGGCUGGUUGUCCACAUUACAUCACUGCGUACACUUCAUUGGCUGUAAAACAUUUUGGAACAUCCAUCUAUGUUGUGAAAGGUGCUAUAGAAAUGUAAGUCUUUCUUUCUACAUUAUAAAAAUGUGGUCCUCUGUUUCCUCCCUUCAGACACAACCCUGCACCCAUUUUUAUUGUGAAAAGUUAGGCAAUGAGCUGGAAGGCUGUUUGACCAAGGAAGGCACUGUGGCAAGACCAGAUUCUGCCCUGGUCCCAACCUUCACUGUUCAGAAGCAAAAGAAACAGGUUUAGUGCAAGCUUACACUCUAUGUUGAGUCUCAAAUUGCCUAACUCAUAAAACACCACAAGUUUCCUAUCAUUAAGCUUCGAUGUUGUAUUGCUUGUCUCUAUCCACCAGGGGGAGUCUAAUAGUAUAGAAUAGAUCAUACAAUCUCUACACUGUGGAAACAGGCCCUUCAGCCCAACAAGUCUCCCGACCCUCCAAACAGUAACCCACCCAAACCCAUUACCCAUUACUCUUCAUUUACCCUUGAAUAACGCACCUAACCUACACAUCCCUGAAAGCUAUGGGCAAUUUAGCAUGGCCAAUUCACCUAACCUGCACAUCCUUGGACUGUGGGAGGAAACCAGAGCACCUGGGGGAAACCAAUGCAGACACGGGGAGAAUGUGCAAACUCCACAAUUGCCUGAGGCUGAAAUGGAACACAAGUCCCUUGCGCUUCAAGGCAGCAGUGUUAACCACUGAGCCACCAUGUCUCCCUUUCUGACCAAUGCAUGUUGUGAAGGGUGCAAUAAUGAACUGUCGGUUAAUUAAUUAAUUUUUUUGUUCAGAAUUUGUGCAACUUAUAAAAUUAAUUCAGCCUAGAUAAAAUUUAUUAAACUACAAUCAGAAUUAUUUUGCUACACACACCUAUCUGCAUUUACAUAGCACCUUUGAGGAUGAAAAAUAUCCAAAAGUAUUUUAUCAGAAUAUCAGCAAAUAAUAUUUGAUAUUGAGUUACAAUAUGGAGGAAUUCUCACAACCUUUGUCAAAGAGGUCAAUUUUAAAGACCAUUUUAAGGGGGGAGGGAGUGAGUUUAGAAACAGAAUUCCAGAGCUUUGGGUCCAGAUGACUAAAGGCAUGGUCACCAAUGAUAGGGUUAGAAGUGUAAAUGCAUAAUCUAAGUACUUUCAAGUGUCUGACUAGCCAUGUAUUGUAGCAACAACUGAUAUCCCUGUGACAAAUAGAGAAGGUGCUCUAUACCGCGCUGACACAUCCCAAAAAAUGAUGUAGGCAUUAUUGGCAAGGCCAGCAUUUAUUGUCCAUUCCUGAUUCCCUUGGAAGAGGUGGUGAGCUAUUGCCUUGAACUGCUGCAGUCACUGCUGUCAGGAUUGGAGAAUAUUGAAGGAACAGCAAUAUAUUCCCGAGUCAGAAUGGUGUGCAACUUGGGAGGGGACCUUGCAGGGGGAUGGUGUUCCUACGCAUCUAUUACCCAUCUACUCUGCUUGGUGAUGGAAAUUUACAGGUUUAGAUGGUGCUGUAAAGGAACUUGCUGGAUUACUGCAAUGCAUUUUGUAGAUAGUACACAAAUGGCUGCUUUGUGUAGGGUUGUGUGGAACGUUUUGAAUGUUUUGGAUGUUUACUUAUUUCUAGCAAGUGGAGAGUAAUUCAAUCAUGUUUCUAACUUGUGUCUUGUUAGUGGUAAAUAGGCAUGGGGGAGUCAGGAGGCUAGAAUAUUCUACAUCUGAUCUGCUCUUGUAGCCACAGUAUUCAGUUUUUGGUCAGUGAUAAACCCCAGGAUGUUGAUGGUGCGGAAUUUCACGACAGUAAUGCUAUUAGUAAUCUGGGGGAAUAAUUCUGACUGGUUGUAGGUGGACAUUGCCUGGCACUUAUUUGGCAUGAAUGUCACCUGUCAGCCCAAGCCUGGUCUUGACCAGGUCUUGCUGUGUGUGAUUAUAGCAGAGCUCAUAGCAUGGGUCAAAAAUGCUUGAACAUAUUUUGAUCAGAUGGUUUUAAAUGAGUUGUUUGGAAAUAUCGCUAACAAAUUCAGUUGCUUUUCUAUUUUAAUGAAAGCUAAUUUUGUCCUCACCAUUGUGUUGCACAAUUCAAAGAUAUUUAUAUAAAUCAAAAUCGUUCUGUAUCACAUCUUGUCCCUGGUCUUGCUACCCCUCAAUACCAGCUGAUUACCUAUCCCUAGUCUACACAUCUGUCCCUAUCCUGCUAUUAUAAGUCUCACUCCAUCUUGAACACACUCUGCCCAACUUCUGAUCCACUCCAAACCUGUCAAGUUUUCAGAAAAUUGGCCCCAUUCUGAAUGUACUUUUCCUUGUAAAUGUGACAUGUGCUCAUGUUAUCUGAACUGCCUUUUUGAAGUCCCCACUGGAAUUUCUAAUUGCCCAACUUUAGCAUCUGCUCGUUAAGAGGUAGCAGUGUUGGUGUCUCCAAAAGGUGCUCCCGGAUGUGAUGCUGCUCAGUCUUGACAAAAAUGUAAAUCUUUUGCAAUCUUGGGAAGAAAUGGCUGCCAAUUGGCAGCAUGUCAGUUAGCCCGUCCACUGCAGACAUUAAAAUGACCAGACAGAGGGUUGUUAUUUGUUCACUAAUUUUAACUCAAAAUACAAAGUUUUUCAGGGCUAUGGGAAAAAUAUUCAAGGAGGAGUGGGACUAAUUAGAUAUAUUUUCAAGAUGCUAGUACAAGUGUGAUGGGCUGAACAGUCUUCUGUGUAGUAAGAUUCUAUGAUUCGGAGACCUUCCCUUAUGUACCUUCCUCAAAAAAGCAUUCUUCAUAUGAGAGCUAGUCAAUGAGUUACUUGAGUUACUCCAACUAGGGGUUGGAUGACAGAUUCCAGCAUCCAUGAGACCUUGGUCUAAUGCUCAUAUAUGCACAUCUUCAGGAGGUGUCAGUAGGUACUGAUCAUGACUGUGUUUUAUCCACUUUUUGUUUCUCAUUCCAAGGGGACAACUGGAGCCAAUAAUUAUCAUGGGUUAAACACUGUCCUGGCUGAGAUCAGCUCCCUGGAUACAAGGCUGGGAAUCAAACUUGGGAGGUGCAGACUUGUGUAACUUGGUGAAUCACCAAGUACAGCAAAUAGCCACUGCCCUGCUCUAUGGGAUGUAUGCUUUAUAAUUCUCUCUCUAAAUGGUGUUCUUGCAGUUUCAGUAUAUAAAGCAUUAAGAUGCCUGUACAAACCAGAUGGGCAUUUGAAGGUAGGUAAGGAUGGCUGUUUUUGCAGACCGAAAAAGCAAAAUUUUCUCUUUUUAUAUCAUUGCUCGUUAUUAUUUCUUGGGGUUUUUCUGCUUCUCUUGUAUUAACUUCAAGUCUGCAGCCCUGCAAGUUACUGCAUGCUCCUGCCUAACUGAUGCAUAUUCUCUUUCUGUGGAGACCAUGUAUUUCUGAAUGAUCUGUUGCUCUGGGCAUGUAUUUAUGAUGUUGCUUAAAUAAACAUAUUUCUAUGUGCAUUUUA
Messenger RNA from Hemiscyllium ocellatum (epaulette shark), 9052 nucleotides. Its product is annotated as CAP-Gly domain-containing linker protein 3-like. The record is from RefSeq and is a predicted model, not a curated record. The transcript is spliced from 14 exons. Lineage: Eukaryota; Metazoa; Chordata; Chondrichthyes; Orectolobiformes; Hemiscylliidae. Gene Ontology annotation, cellular component: cytoplasm; microtubule plus-end; nucleus. Gene Ontology annotation, molecular function: microtubule plus-end binding. The coding region runs from base 88 to 1710 and encodes 540 amino acids. Gene Ontology annotation, biological process: cytoplasmic microtubule organization.